CCGCUGCGGCCGUGUCUGCGCCGCUCUGAGGGGACGCCGCGGGCCCCACAGCAAGGCACCGAGGCGGCAGGGCGGUAGUUUCAGCAGGUCUGUUUUCUGUUUACAAGCCUGAAGAUGGCUGCUGCUGCUUCUUCCUGCAAUGUGGAAGAAGAUGAGAGCCUGAAGGGAUGUGAACUCUAUGUUCAGAAGCACAACAUCCAGCAGAUUUUGAAAGAGUGCAUUGUAAACCUUUGCAUAGCAAAGCCAGACCGACCCAUGAAGUUCCUCAGAGAACACUUUGAAAAAUUAGAAAAGGAAGAAUGCAAACAAAUACUGGCUCGGCAGAAAUCCAGUUCCCAGUCUGAUUCUCAUGAUGAUGAGAUUUCCCCUCCUCCUCCCAACCCAGUGGUAAAAGCCCGACGCAGGAGAGGGGGGGUCAGUGCAGAAGUGUACACUGAGGAAGAUGCUGUUUCUUAUGUCAGAAAGGUUAUUCCAAAGGACUAUAAAACUAUGACUGCUCUGGCAAAGGCCAUCUCCAAGAACGUGCUCUUUGCUCAUCUUGAUGACAAUGAACGAAGUGACAUAUUUGAUGCCAUGUUCCCUGUCACACACAUCGCAGGAGAAACAGUCAUACAACAGGGUGAUGAAGGAGACAACUUCUAUGUGAUUGACCAAGGCGAGGUGGAUGUUUAUGUCAACGGGGAGUGGGUCACCAGCAUCGGAGAAGGAGGCAGUUUCGGGGAGCUGGCACUGAUCUAUGGAACACCCCGGGCCGCCACCGUCAAGGCCAAGACAGAUCUCAAGCUCUGGGGCAUCGAUAGAGACAGCUACAGACGCAUUUUAAUGGGCAGCACGCUGAGAAAGCGGAAGAUGUAUGAAGAAUUCCUGAGCAAGGUCUCCAUUUUGGAGUCCCUGGACAAAUGGGAGCGGCUGACAGUGGCUGAUGCACUGGAACCUGUCCAGUUUGAAGAUGGAGAAAAAAUUGUUGUGCAGGGAGAGCCCGGUGAUGACUUCUUCAUUAUUACAGAGGGCACAGCUUCUGUUCUGCAGCGCAGGUCCGACAACGAGGAGUACGUCGAAGUUGGAAGACUUGGUCCAUCAGAUUAUUUUGGUGAGAUAGCGUUACUGCUCAAUCGUCCCCGAGCUGCUACGGUGGUGGCACGCGGACCCCUGAAGUGUGUGAAGCUGGAUCGGCCCCGCUUCGAACGAGUGCUCGGUCCUUGUUCCGAAAUCCUCAAGAGAAACAUUCAGAGAUACAACAGUUUCAUUUCGCUCACCGUCUAAAUGAUUCCUCCUGGAAAGCUGCCUUUGUGUGACCUUGUGCACUUAAAUUUGCUCUGUGCAGCUCCAUAGCUUUAUGAAGAAAAAAAUAGAAGAUGUGCAUUUUAUGUGUAUUUUUUCUGUUUACGUCACGUACUGGAUGUCAGUUCAAAUCUCAUGUAUCAUCUAAGUAGGAAGACAACUGUUUGGAUAAGACUAGCUUUGGGGAAGAUUAGGCUCUUGGCUUGCAGGCAAGAUUUUUACCUAUUGUUAGAUCAUAUAGCUUAAAACUGUGUUUUUAACUAUUUGAAAUUCAUACGAAUUUCUAUUUCCCUUAUUAUCUUUGAAGUUGGUCUUAUUCACCUUUCGUCAA
Molecule: messenger RNA, 1612 nt
Organism: Haliaeetus leucocephalus (bald eagle)
Lineage: Eukaryota; Metazoa; Chordata; Aves; Accipitriformes; Accipitridae
Gene: PRKAR1B
Product: protein kinase, cAMP-dependent, regulatory, type I, beta
Exons: 11
Coding region: 115-1263 (382 amino acids)
Biological process (GO): regulation of protein phosphorylation
Cellular component (GO): cAMP-dependent protein kinase complex
Molecular function (GO): cAMP-dependent protein kinase regulator activity
Source: RefSeq, a predicted model, not a curated record